CAAAUGGAAAAUCUCAGCUCAGACCGAAUGGCCCUUAGUGGUUAUUAUGGUGCUCAACAGAAUGUGCAAGGACUGGUACAAUUAAACUUAAUGGAGCCACCCCAUGAUGGCUACUAUGUUAAUCAACAGAGCAUGCAAGGGCUGGGACAACUGACUUCUAUGGCUCCCAGCCAUGAUGGCUUUUUUGGAACUCAACAAGGCAUGCAUGGUCUGGGACAAUUGGAUUUCCGGCCUUCGUCUAGUUUCACUUAUGCUUUGCAGGAGGAGGCUCAUUUGAGAUCGGCACAGUUACAUGGCAGUUCAUCAAGGCAUCCGUAGGAAACACCCUUUUAUAUAGAUUUGAUAUUAUUUGGCCAUUGAAAGUAGUGUAACAUCGUGGUUAGGAUUAUUGUGGUUAUAUAGGAAACAAAUCGAGAAAAUUGGAAGUUCCUCCUUGAAGGAAAAAUGACUCAGUAUUAGUCUGGAUCUAACCUUAAAUUAGAAAUAUUCUUAUUUGUUUUAAACGGGAAGAACUUCGAAUAUAGGCCGGCUACAUGCCUUUCUUGAGUCAUCCGUGUAUAAUCAAAAUAGGCAGCUUGAGGCUCUGAAGUAUACCUGAGUAUCUAUGAUAAAGCAGCUUGGUUCUAUGUCCAAGACCAAAGACUAGGUUAGUGCCUUGGUUAAUCUUUGUUACAGAUGAUAGAAUCUGCAUUCUGUAAAUUCUUUUGUGAUUUUCUUUAAUUGUUUGAUGAAAUGUCCUUUGCAGAUCCA
Messenger RNA from Carica papaya (papaya), 750 nucleotides. NCBI's taxonomy places the organism in Eukaryota, Viridiplantae, Streptophyta, Magnoliopsida, Brassicales, Caricaceae. The record is from RefSeq and is a predicted model, not a curated record.